GUCAAGGAUCACUUCUCUGGAGGUUCUCACCCUGGGUUUGGCCGUACCGGGAGGAUUCGACAAGGUGUUUGACACGUUCACGUACAUGCGGCUGAAGCUGGGGAGUCCGUCAGGUUCAAGCUUCUCAUCAGUAUGCUCAACAACCGGGGGUCGGGACACGUGCUCUUCCAGGUGGCGUGCAUGAGGUUCCUGAACGCCCUUCUGAACUGUCCCAGCUCGGGGAGUCUGAGAGUUUACCUCCAGGAAGAGCUGAGAAUGGCUGGCUUUGAGCUUGCACCCUUGGUAGAGAACUGUAACGGAGAUGGACUGGAGUAUGACGAUCUGCGGAAAGAGCUCGACGAUUGGCAAGCCAGAUAUAUAAACGUGGACACUCUCCUGAGGAAAAAUCGGUUAGACUUCCGUGCUUCACGUGACAGGAGAUACGACCGAGCUGAUGGACAGGUCAACUAUGCUGUAGUGCAAGGUCAACCGCAGGUCAAUCCGCGGAAGGAUACAAGAACAGCACAUCUUGCAAGCAAGUCAGUUCCAAACCUGAGUCAGGCGAAUGGUCCUCUCCGUGAUGACGUCACAAUCACAUACACCAGCAAUGGACAAGAGGUUGAGCACUGGGCAGAGGAGCGUUACAACCUGAGUCAGAUAGGGCACAAGCUGACCAGUAUGACACAACAGAGAGGCGAGGAGGCCAAGAUAUAUCAAGACGUCCCCAACAUGAGUUAUACCUUCCCGGACAUCCGCCAUUACAUCAUGACGUAUGAUAUCACGUGCCUGACUGGUGAUGCCCCGGAUGUCUUACUUAGGCUGCUGAACAUGAAUAACCACGACACAGAUCUAUCAACGACAAACAGCCACAACCCUCAUCAUACUGGAGACUUCUUGAAUCUCUCUAAAAAACUGCAGAGUAUCAGCGAAUGCGAAGACCGACUGAAGUUGAUCGGAUUUAUGAAUCAUUACAACAGCCGACUGAAGGAGCUGAGAACAAAAAUCAACCAGGUCAACCGAGCAUCUGAGAGUAUACUGCACAAUCCGAAAAUGAAACAAUUAUUCGAGAUUAUUCUAGAAUUUGGCACUCGCAUGAACGGAUUGAACAGGGAGUCCGAGGGAGGUUUCAAAAUAUCGUCCCUAGAAUCGCUUUCUCGGAGUCACGUGAGUUCUAAUGACAACACGCAGACAGUAUUAGACUACCUGGUAGCGGAAGUUGGUGCCCAUUACCCAGAAGUCAGAGACUGGUACCACGAACUGGACGCCGACCUACCUUCCACUGUGUCGAUUCGGGUGAUGGAGAAACAGCUGGACUACCUCAAGAACGGCGUCAAGAUUCUCAACAUGGAGGCUCUGCAGUACCCGGAUGUUGACACACUCAAAACCUUCCUGAAGGCGGCGCCUGAUGCGCAUGUGCAGGUGGAGGAGGACUUCGCCAAGAUGAUGUCGCAGUAUAAAGAAGUGUGCACGAUGCUAGGGGAGACGGAUGACGUGGAGCCACGUGACAUUUGUGACAUGGUGACCAGAUUCGCUGCCGACUACAGACUAACUGUGGAGAAGAUGGAGAGACUCAACAGGACUAGUGUGUCACGUCGCCCAGUGUCAGCGGGAAGUGUUCCCAGGUCAAAGAGGGUGGGAACUGGUGACUUUGAUGACGUUAAGUCAGACGCCACCCUCGAGAAGAAGAUCACUGCUCAGAUCGCAAGCGUCUCCAAACGCCGCGGUAGCAGCCUCAACUGCUUCAACGACACCUCCACUGAUAACGUCCCACCAGCCAUCGCCAGGCGGAAGAGACUGUCCAAGAAUAAAAGUGUGCCUCAGAAGAGUAGCCCUUCCAAAGGAUGGUUCAGCUUCGGCCGGAAGUCCAAAUCUCUGUCGCAACCAGACCUACAUAGGGAACCAUUGAGCUCAUCCACGUUUGAAGAAAAGCUUCACAAAGAUGGCUCGUCGAGCAAAACGAGUUUCGAUGGCAACUGGGUUCUUCAUCCCCGGCCAGCUCUGCCGAAAGACUUCAGGAGUCAAACGGCCUGGAAGUCGGAGCCCGAACUGACCCACUCUACGGGACACUAUCUGCCAGAUUUCCUCAAGACGAAGGGACCUCGUGAAUCUAAUGGGGACAUUCACCAGACAUUCAUGUUCCCCUCCAAAAUGCCAACGGUGUCAAAUCUUUCCAAAGAACUGGAGGACACAAAAGAAGGACAGGGUUCUCCUGAACCGGACUAUUCGCAGAAUCAUUCUCCCGUGGGGACUAUGAGAAGUUAUACUGCGGAACUGGCAGAGAUUCUUGAUGAUUUUGAACAGACUCUGUACGCUCACGACGAGGAUACGCCUAAGUAUAUGGACGGUGACACAAGUAAAAACAUGGGCCCCGUUGUAUUUGUAUGAUACCUUUUAACACGUACCUUACGUGUCUGCACGUGUCGUUAGUGUAGAAGGUGUUUGUGUGCUUAAGUAAGAAAUACUAAACAAAAUACAUCAGGAGCCAUAAAUAUUUGGGGGAUCUUAUUUUUGUAUUGAAGGCUGAGCUCACAAUUUUAUGUUGGUAUCCCUCAAAUAAUGUAUGAUCCAUAACUUAUUUUGUUCAGUAUAUGAUGGAUUCCUGUUAACUUCACCGUCUGUUCUGGAAAAUACAUAAAACGUUUUGGUGGAUUCAUUUCAACAUGUCCGGCCUUGUAGCCAGCUGUGCCGGAAACUUGUCAGUAAUAACUGGCCUAAGAGUUCAGAUAUUUCUGUGUCGGAGAAUUCCGGGUUCAAAUAGAUCACAAGAAGCGACUGCUGCUAGGACUGAUCAUCAAACGGCGACGGCAACGUUGUUCACAAUAUCAGUCAGUGGUUUGUUAUAGGUAUCCGACAUAAACAGUCAGACCCCGGAUACCCGGACCUCACAUAUCCGGAAAACCCGCCUUCCGGUCAAUUUUCAUUUUAAAAAAGACAACAGAAAUAAGGCCCGUCCUACCGCCCGAGACGGGCUAGAUUUCUGACUGACGGUCUAAUUUUACAGCCAGCCAGCCCAAAGGUCUGGUAAAAUAUUUAGAUAACAUGGUUCAUACAUGUGAGUUGUUUUAUUUGGAUUUUCUGGUCUGGUUAAAUCCAUUUUGGGCUGGUAACAUUUUGAAGUUACCAGCCCUGAUGUCUGGCUGGGUUUUUGGCUUAUUUCAUACACUGAAAACAAUCUAUUACGUUAUACAUGUGACUGUCUGUAACGGAUAUGCGGUUUCCGUUUCCGGACGGUAAACUUUA
Haliotis rubra (blacklip abalone) is the source of this 3219-nucleotide messenger RNA. RefSeq lists its product as uncharacterized. The record is from RefSeq and is a predicted model, not a curated record. Gene Ontology annotation, molecular function: actin filament binding. The transcript is spliced from 17 exons. Bases 133 to 2364 code for a protein of 743 amino acids. Gene Ontology annotation, biological process: regulation of cell shape; cell migration; cortical actin cytoskeleton organization. Gene Ontology annotation, cellular component: cytosol. Lineage: Eukaryota; Metazoa; Mollusca; Gastropoda; Lepetellida; Haliotidae.